Molecule: messenger RNA, 2673 nt
Organism: Truncatella angustata
Lineage: Eukaryota; Fungi; Ascomycota; Sordariomycetes; Amphisphaeriales; Sporocadaceae
Exons: 3
Coding region: 1-2673 (890 amino acids)
Source: RefSeq, a predicted model, not a curated record
AUGACUAGCGUAAACAAACCUACCGACGUCAAGCAGAAGGAGGCAGAUGUCAACCGCAAGCUCCAGAUUUACGGCAUCAUCAAUGCAUUCUCGAAUGGCAAGGUUCCGUCGAACGAUCAGAUUGAUGUUGCCCUGAAUAGCUUCCUCGCAUCAAAGGCUCUUGGCGGUUCGAACAAGCUGUCGUCGGAGGGUCAGGCACUCGUCAAGGAUUUCAGAGACGUAGUACAGCAGGCCAAGCACCUCCUACUUUCAAAGAAUGAGGGCAACCUGCUACAAGAUUUUGUCUACCAAACCACACAGUUCGACCCCAAUGCCGUUGGCACGCCCAGCGCACCCGUUGGCAAGGACACGGCGAAGCAGCAUGGCGAUCAGGCAUUGGAGGGUUUUCGCACUUUGGGAACGCUGAUCAUUACCAACGGUCAGUUCCGCAAGCUGUUGAACGAUGCCGUUCUUCUCCUACGCGACAUUGCUGGUGAUGCUGCUCAGAACGCCGCAGGAAAGGUCAGACCUUCCGAUGAACAGCUCAGCAACAUUGAUCGUCCCGCCGAUGAUCACACAUGGCACGAGGCACCCGACUUCUCCAAGGGCAACGUCAAGGCGCAGCUUCAGAACGUCUACAAGGGUGACGCCAGACAGGAUGCUAAGAAUGUCGCCGGUGCUGGCCUCAAUGCCGCCAACCCGACUUCAAACGGUGCGGAUACCGAAGCGGGUGCGAGAGCCGCACGUGACCAGGCAUCGCAGCACAUCAACCAAAACCUGUCCGACGAGGACCAGCAAAGGAUACGCGAGACUAAGCAGAAUGUGAAGGAGACUGCCAGCCAAUACCGGGAGCGCACCAAGCAAUAUCUUGGCAACAAGAUUCCUGAGGAGCGCCGCGACCAGCUUAUCUGGCGUCUCAAGAAAAUGGUAAUCGAAUGCCAACAACACCCCGACUACCAGCAGGCAAUCGGUACCCUUCUUGAUCUUGCAGAAGAGUAUGGUGACCACAGUAGGCGUCUCGCCGGCGGCAGCACUGGCACUGUCAAGCAGACGCGCUCUAGCCUCGCCCAAGCUGAAGCUGAUCUGAAGACGUUGAUUGAGCGCUUUGCCAAUGGCACUUCCAGCGAUGAUCUGUUCUCUUCUAUCAACGCCAUUUACGAGGAUGCUGAUCGAGACCCUGAGCUCAAGAACUGGUUCAAAACCAUGAACAGCUACAUCCGCAAAUGUUUGCAGCAGCAGGGCUACAUUAUGGAGGACUCAUCUACACAAGAGUGGAACCGCCUCUAUGAUAGUGGAAACUACCUCCUGCGCCAGAAGUACCGAGGCCACACAGACCGUGUUGUCGACGAAGUUAAGUUUCUUGUGGGACAGUUCGAUGAGGAUCCAUUGAACAGGCAGUUUGGUGCCUCCAUGCAGAAGCUCUUUGCGGAUCUUGGCAAUGAUGCCGAUGGCAAGCCGACUUUCAAGCCCCACCUGAUCAGGGAUCUUACAGAUGUUAUUCUUCCAGCUGCUUUCGAGAGCAUUGCGUAUAUCCCUAUUCCCCGCAUCGAGUACAGCGACCCCAUGAUUGACGCUGUCGUGGAGAAUCUGGUCUUGGAGAGCGACAAUUUCAUGCCCAACGUUCUGGAGAUUGCUAGUGACAACUACUUCCGCUGGGGCCGCAAGCACAUUACCAACAAGCACAAGAACACCUUCGAUGUCAAGGUUGCUGGUGUUCAAAUGGAUCUGCGCGAUGUCAGCUACUACGUCAAGCGCAAGCAAGGUUUCCCCUCCAUCACUGACACUGGUGUUGCCAACCUGUACAUGGGCGGUGAUGGUUUCUGUUUCCGCAUGAAGUUGUCUAGUGCCGACAAGACUGAUAGACAACACUUCUUCAAGGUCGACAGCGUUGAUGUCGAUGUUAAGAAUCUGAAGAUCAAGCUUGUCAAGUCAAACCACAAGAUGCUCUUUGCCCUUGCUAAGCCUUUGCUGCUCAAGGUCCUCCGCCCCGCCAUUCAGAAGGUUGCCGAGAAACAGAUCAAGGAUCAGUUCAACCAGUUUGAUGAGAUCAUGUACAAGGUCAAGCAGGAGGCUGAUCGUGCCGAGAAUGAAGUUAAGGAUGAUCCUUCGCAGGCUCAAAACAUUUACCAACGCUACGCCACCUCCCUCCAGAAGCAAGUCUUCCAGGGUAAGAAGAAGGCCGAGAAUGUUGCUGCUGACAAGAAAGUCAACAUUGCUGUUACACAAGAGGAUAGUAUCUUCCCCAACAUCAAGCUUCCCGGCGGUAUCAGUUCCAAGGCCACGGAGUACAAGGAACUUGCUCGCAAGGGUGAGAAGUGGGAAAGCCCUGUAUUCUCCAUUGGUGCCGCCUCCAAGAGCACUGAUCUGCCCCGAGCCCCCGAAAUCAGACGGAAGGCUCAUAAGACAUCUUCGCCGACCCACAAUCAGUCUGAUAAUACUGGUUACUUGUCCCACGGCGACACUUCCACUGGCAGUGGUAGUUAUUCAGCCGGUCAAACGGGUUACGGCUCUAACUCGGGCUAUCCUUCCAAUAACACCGGUUAUAACAAUGGCGGUGCUUAUGCCAGCCAGAAGCCCAGCGGUAAUGGCCACCUCAAUGUCACCCCGCACGGCGGAGUUUUGAACGGCAACACCACCAAGCCUUUGGCCGAUGGUUACGCCCCAAAUGCAGGUGCCAACAACAUCGCAAUCUAG